Carya illinoinensis is the source of this 2165-nucleotide messenger RNA. RefSeq names its product bromodomain-containing factor 2-like. The coding region runs from base 242 to 1408 and encodes 388 amino acids. The record is from RefSeq and is a predicted model, not a curated record. Gene Ontology annotation, molecular function: protein binding. The transcript is spliced from 10 exons. Lineage: Eukaryota; Viridiplantae; Streptophyta; Magnoliopsida; Fagales; Juglandaceae.
CCCGACAUUGUCGCCCAAUUCCUCGACAUUGGACUUAAAUCCGGACGGAUCUUAUUCGAAUGCGAAUAUCGAGGAUACUGAGGCGGCCCUCAACAGGCGCAAGAUCAGCGUCUUCAAUCACGGGUCUGACGCAGUGUAUGCGAUUGAGUUGCCGUUUGCGUUUCGAAAAGUUUGAAUCGUUUGGGAAUCCGCGCGCAAUUUCAUGGUGUUUUGGUGGUGGGCUCAUUAGAUCAGCGAGUGGAUGGACAAGUUUGACUCGGUCCAAGAUGAAAAGGUUUUGAAAGCGACAGACACCCUACACGGGUCGAAGGUGGACUCCGGUCCCACGACACCUUUGCCAGACAAAAAGUUGUUGGUGUUCAUCCUUGACAGGCUUCAAAAAAAGGACACUCGUGGGGUAUUCUCGGAGCCCGUGGACCCAGAACAGCUUCCUGAUUACCAUGACAUCAUUGAGAAUCCAAUGGAUUUUGAAACCGUGAGGAAGAAACUAGAUGGGGGAGCUUAUGCCAACUUGGAACAGUUUGAGAAAGAUGUGUUUCUUAUAUGUAAAAAUGCAAUGCAGUACAAUGCACCAGAUACCAUUUUUUUUAGACAGGCACGGACUAUGCAAGAGUUGGCAAAAAAGGACUUAGAAAACUUGAGGCAGGAUAGUGAUGAUAAUGAGCCACAGCCCAAAGUUGUGCGGAGAGGCAGGCCUCCAGGCAAGAACCUGAGGAAGUCCCCUGGCAGCUCUCCUUCUCGGCAUGUUUGUCCUGGGCCAGCCUUGGAUGCAACUCUUGUUUCUGGAGGAGGUAAUGCAAGGGGUUCUGGUGCUUACAAUCUAGGAAAAGGACUUACUCCGCCUGCUCAGUUGGUCAGGACUUCUCAUUGGCCUAAAACCAGUGAAACUUGUACUAGUUGGUGGUCUGAGUGGGAGAAUGAAUUUCCAGCUUCUGUUUUGAAGUAUGUUUUGAAGUAUGGGAAGAAGCAAUUUGCUCUGGAUGAUAAUAGGCGUGACACCUAUAAGCAUGCCUUGGACUCUUGCCGUCAGCCAUCUGUCUGGGCUGCACUCAAUGGGGAAUUGAAGCAACUAGUGGAGGUAAGUCUGCACUUGGAGCAUGGUUAUGUGAGAAGCCUAGCUCAAUUUGCUGCUGACCUUGGGCCCGUAGUUUGGAAGGUUGCUUCAAAGAAAAUUGAUAAAUUUUUGCCAAGGGGACUUGAAUUUGGUCCUGGAUGGAUCGGAGAAAAUGAGGCGUUAAUGCAGGAGCAAUCUUUAUUUACUGAGGUGAGAUCUUUUGAGAGGUCGAUACCGGAUGAUUGUAAAAGCAAGCUUCUAUAUCACAGGAUAUCUGAAUCAAACAUUGGCUAUACAAAUGGAUUCUUGUUGCAAGGUCAAGAAGACCUCGAAAGAAUCGGACUGGAUUCCUAAUGUGAGUUGAUUUCCUUAAACAUAUUGGUGGAAUAAAACCUAUGCCUCCUCGGAAUAAGCAGAAAUCCAUAGCCUGCUCUGAUAUGAAUGGUUUAAUGGUGGUUUUGGGUCUGAUUGAUUUCUUAAAGUCGCAUAUCAGGACAGUAAGACUUACCUGAUUAACUGAAAUGUCUGGUUCUGAUAAUAAGUCAUGUCUUCUAAGAUGUUUGACGUAAAUUCAAGAAGUAACACUACUUUCUGCCAAAUGCCUAUAAAUUAUUCUGAAUCAAGCGAAGCCUGGUUCUCUGAAUUUGCAACACACUCUGGUCUUAAGUGACAUGAAAUAUCAGUAGUGAUCCUUGGUGGGGGAGGCAUAUUUGCAGACAUUGUUAUUCAUUUCCUCCUGAUGUAGAUGUGAGAUUUCAGCAAACGAGUUCACCUAGUUCUAAUGUUCAGAUUGGUUCAUCUCAGUGGCAGGAUUCAACAUUGCAACUCUGACAGCAAUGGGAAUGGAUCAUCUCGUAGCUUACCAGCAUGCCUCCACGAGUCGCCACAUUUUGGCUAUUGGUGAAGUUUUGUGUAGAUAAGUGCUUCCAAGUUUUAGGUUGAAAUGAUUGAAUCUUAUUGAUAGUGAAACAUUUAAAAGAUUCAAUGAAAAACUAAUGGAAAUACGCGUUGUGUUGUGGACCAAAGUGGCUUUGGAUUGCCGGUCCAUUGGAGGUAACAGAGGAUAGAUACUUUUGGAAUACAUAUGCAUUCCAGCUUCCCUUUGCCAUCC